AUGAAAAAUUCUCAAGCAACUCCUGUGCGUCGAUCCAUCACUAUGCAAUCUAGAAUGUUGCAAAAAAGCGAAAGAACUCUUCUGCCUUAAGAAGAUAUCUUGAAGGAGAAGGUGAAAUCGGAUUUUGCUCUGGGACAUUUUAGAGGGUUGAUGAGUAGAAAGACACCUUAAAAAGAGUUGCCGAAAAGUGAGAUCUAGUUGAAGAGAUUCGAGCAAUUUGGAAAGGCUAAUUAGCAAUCCAAGAAUAAAAGAUUGACAUUCUUAAAAUAUGGAUUCAGAUCGCAUGAGAAGAAGAAUAAUUAUUAUCUUCAACCCUUCAUUCGAAAGGUUAGGGAAGCUGAAGGAGAUGUUGCGAAUGAUGGGUCUAUGGGAGUAGUCGAUUUGUGGAGUGAUAGAUGCAUAAACAAAUUGAUGGAAGGAAUGCACAUGACGAGAGACAAUCUAAUCGUCAGAAAAAUGGGGAGAGAACUAAAUGACAGUGAUUAAUAGAUGAAGUAAAAAUUAGAGGAGAGGAGGAUGAAAGACAAGAUUCUCAUUGAGUCCAUGAGGAUGGCUUCGUAAGAUGCUGAUACCUUUGCUUUUAAAUUUCAAUUGCCUUCAAAGAACAAAAAAAUUGUUGAGCGUAUUGCUUAACCAACUAUUGUUAGCACGCUCAGAAAUAAUAUCAGUCCGAAUGAGAAAAUAUC
Molecule: messenger RNA, 686 nt
Organism: Paramecium octaurelia
Lineage: Eukaryota; Ciliophora; Oligohymenophorea; Peniculida; Parameciidae
Source: the annotation of a GenBank genome assembly